GUCACUUCCGGCGGGGCGGCAUGGCGGGGCCGGGCCAUGGCGGAGGCGGCGGCUCGACGGGCGGUGGCGGAGCUGCCGCUGCUGCGGGCGCCGGCGGGGCCGCGGGACCGCGAGGGCUGGGCCGAGCGGCUGCGUGAGGAGUACCGGGCACUCAUCCAGUACGUGGAGAACAACAAACGCGCCGACACCGACUGGUUCCGCCUGGAGUCCAACCCCGAGGGCACGCGGUGGUUUGGCAGGUGCUGGUACAUCCACGAGCUGCUCAAGUACGAGUUCAACAUCGAGUUCGAGAUCCCCGUGACGUACCCGGGCACCGCCCCCGAAAUCGCCAUCCCCGAGCUGGACGGGAAAACUGCCAAGAUGUACCGGGGGGGCAAGAUCUGCCUCAGUGACCACUUCAAACCACUCUGGGCCAGGAACGUCCCCAAAUUCGGGCUGGCACACCUGAUGGCCCUGGGGCUGGGGCCCUGGCUUGCCGUGGAGAUCCCCGACCUCAUCUCCAAGGGCCUCAUCCAGCACAAGGACAAGUGACCAACGUCCCCCGCAUUCCCCUCCCAGCUGC
Molecule: messenger RNA, 562 nt
Organism: Oenanthe melanoleuca
Lineage: Eukaryota; Metazoa; Chordata; Aves; Passeriformes; Muscicapidae
Gene: UFC1
Product: ubiquitin-fold modifier conjugating enzyme 1
Exons: 6
Coding region: 37-531 (164 amino acids)
Biological process (GO): protein K69-linked ufmylation
Cellular component (GO): cytoplasm
Molecular function (GO): UFM1 conjugating enzyme activity
Source: RefSeq, a predicted model, not a curated record